This is a messenger RNA of Mesocestoides corti, 770 nucleotides long. Lineage: Eukaryota; Metazoa; Platyhelminthes; Cestoda; Cyclophyllidea; Mesocestoididae. The record is from the annotation of a GenBank genome assembly.
UUUUGAAGAAUUUCAAGAAAAAUCGCGAGGAACUCGCCAAUCGACUUCUAGCUUACUUCAAUGAAGUUGUAUUUGACAAAAAGCUACCCGAGGAACUUGAAGUAAGGUGGAAUGAAAGGCUGCUCAAAACGGCUGGCCAAUGCGUCUACAUGAGGCGAAAUAUUAAGCACCCAGAUGGGUCAUCAACCACGACACGACACGUUCGGAUUGAGCUCUCGGGAAAAGUUUGCACUUCUGCCGAACGUGUGCGCGAUACCCUGUUGCAUGAGGCCUGUCAUGCCGCCGUCUGGGUAGUGCAUGGAGUCAAUGACGGCCACGGUCGGCUGUGGCGGGAGUUUGUGAGGAAGGCCAACGCCGCCUUUCCACUCCUUCCGCCUGUCACUGUGCGCCACACUUACGCCAUCGACACCCGCUUCACCUAUCGAUGCACUGGGUGUUUUGCAACCAUCAACAGACAUUCAAAAUCACUCAAUCUCGAGAAAAAGGUGUGGUAUGCUGUCGGUUUAUGUCAUAAUUUGCGUUGCACAACCACUUGUAAUGCUCACCCCGAAUUGUGUGAUUUGAAAUUUUCAGGUGUGUGGUCGGUGUCACUCCCGGUCGAUCAUGGCGAAGACUCGACAACCCGUCCACGACCUCCUUUUGCCGACUUCGUCAAGGAACACUACAAGCAUGUUCGCCAGCAGACCCCUAAUCACAAGGAAACUAUGGCCCAACUGGGCAGUAUGUUUCGUAGUAUGAAAAUAGGCGUAAAUAACGACAAUGUAAACUAG